UUGCCCUGGAACCCGCAAGACGCCGCAGAACCUCCGCAGUGGACAGCGUCGGCGGGGAACCUCGGUCGCCAUGUCUGUGCUGGACGUGUUGUGGGAGGACCGCGACGUGCGCUUCGACGUGUCCUCGCAACAGAUGAAAACAAGACCCGGAGAAGUCCUUAUUGACUGUUUAGAUUCGAUUGAAGACACAAAAGGAAAUAAUGGGGAUAGAGGUAGACUCUUAGUAACAAACUUAAGAAUCAUCUGGCAUUCCUUGGCAUUACCCAGAGUCAAUCUUUCUAUUGGUUACAACUGCAUAUUGAAUAUUACAACAAGAACUACUAACUCCAAACUACGAGGCCAAACUGAAGCUCUUUAUAUGCUGACAAAAUGUAACGCCACCAGAUUUGAGUUUAUUUUCACAAAUCUGGUUCCUGGAAGCCCUAGACUUUUUACUUCUGUGAUCGCUGUGCACAGAGCAUAUGAGACAUCUAAAAUGUACCGUGACUUUAAACUGAGAAGUGCAGUCAUUCAAAACAAGCAGCUGAGGUUGUUACCACAAGAGCACGUGUACGAUAAGAUCAACGGCGUUUGGAAUUUAUCCAGCGACCAGGGAAAUUUAGGAACGUUUUUUAUUACCAAUGUGAGGAUUGUGUGGCAUGCAAACUUGAACGACAGUUUUAAUGUCAGCAUACCAUAUCUGCAAAUUCGUUCAAUAAAGAUUAGAGAUUCAAAAUUUGGUUUGGCUCUUGUCAUAGAAAGCUCUCAGCAGAGUGGAGGAUAUGUUCUUGGCUUUAAAAUAGACCCUCUGGAAAAACUACAUGAAUCAGUUAAGGAGAUCAACUCACUUCACAAAGUCUAUUCUGCCAGCCCGAUAUUUGGAGUGAAUUAUGAAAUGGAAGAAAAGCCACAGCCACUUGAAGCUCUGACAGUUGAACAGAUUCCAGAUGAUGUGGAAAUAGACUCUGAUGAUCACACGGAUGCUUUUGUGGCUUAUUUUGCUGAUGGAAAUAAGCAACAAGACCGUGAACCUGUAUUUUCAGAAGAACUGGGGCUUGCAAUAGAGAAACUGAAGGAUGGAUUCACACUGCAGGGACUUUGGGAAGUAAUGAGUUGAGCUUGAGUUGAACUGGGUUUCUAUUUAAAUGUGUCUCAAGAUUAAAAGAUACCACUUUCCUGCUCUAGGCAUGGAAUAGUUUUUAUAUUUAUAGCUUUUAUAUUUUAUAUUUUAUGAAAAGUUUUUAAUAAUUAAGGAAAAACUCCUGGAUUUUAGAAAACUACCAGUUUUCUAAAAGAUAUAUUCAAAAUUGUAAUUGAAAUGUACCUGGAUUGUAAAUGUUUAUAUUGUACCUAAUGCUUGUAAAAUAGCAAUUUACAGAUAUUAAGUGACUAUAUCAUGUUGGACUUAAUAAAGUUUUUUAUUUAGUACCACUUAAUGUUUUGACGGUAUUAUUUUAAAAAAAAAAGAUCAUUCUUAAGAAAUAAUCAAAUACUUCUUGACUAGAAAUCGUGUUUAUUACCACAGGACUCUAAAUGUAAAACUCUAAUACAAAUACAAUUCUGUUGGUUUGUUUGUUUUUGAGACAGGGCCUUACUAUGCAGCUCUGGCUGUUCCAGAACUCAAAAAGAUCUGCCUGAAGCCUCCCAAGUCACAGUUCUUAAACACAUCAUUUUUAGGGGCUCAUUUUUGUAAAAACUAAUCUUUUUAACUAUUGUGUAUAUUUCUAAAGAAUGCUAAUCUGUAAAUAAUGGUAUGAUGGUUUCAACAAGAAGUUAUUUGGUUUGUAAGGAAAUUGUUCGUUCAUAAAUUGUUUUGUUCAUUCAUU
Messenger RNA from Microtus oregoni (creeping vole), 1805 nucleotides. It is a transcript of the gene Bbs5, whose product is annotated as Bardet-Biedl syndrome 5. The transcript is spliced from 12 exons. Bases 71 to 1096 code for a protein of 341 amino acids. Gene Ontology annotation, molecular function: phosphatidylinositol-3-phosphate binding. NCBI's taxonomy places the organism in Eukaryota, Metazoa, Chordata, Mammalia, Rodentia, Cricetidae. Gene Ontology annotation, biological process: cilium assembly; intracellular transport. The record is from RefSeq and is a predicted model, not a curated record. Gene Ontology annotation, cellular component: BBSome; ciliary basal body.